Molecule: messenger RNA, 5094 nt
Organism: Bufo bufo (common toad)
Lineage: Eukaryota; Metazoa; Chordata; Amphibia; Anura; Bufonidae
Gene: USP40
Product: ubiquitin specific peptidase 40
Exons: 32
Coding region: 222-3851 (1209 amino acids)
Biological process (GO): protein deubiquitination
Cellular component (GO): cytosol; nucleus
Molecular function (GO): cysteine-type endopeptidase activity; cysteine-type deubiquitinase activity
Source: RefSeq, a predicted model, not a curated record
UUCCCGAAGCCGGGGCAGCGCACUGCAUGCCGGUAUUUGUAGUUCGAUAGGCCAUGUUACCUAUUAGUAUUGUCUACGCUAGGACUACAUUUCCCAGCAGAUCUCUCAGACUGACAGCCCAUUCAACAAAGAUGGCAGCUCCCAGGUAGCAGACCUAGUACUUUGUAUUAUUUCUGUCCGCUUGGCCGAGUUGCUGGCAGGUUUACUCCACUCAAUCAGAAAUGUUUGGGGAUCUGUUUGAAGAAGACGAAGACUUCUCAUUCCUUUCAAGCAGUACAGCCACCAGUAAAACCAAAUCCAAAGAUUCAGAAAUACUGGAACCAAGGGGAGAAACUAGACUAAGUGGCCUCAGGAACCAAGGAAGCACCUGUUACCUUAAUUCCUUGUUGCAGACUUUACUUUUCACUCCAGAAUUUCGAGAAGCCCUGUUUGCAUUGAGCACAGAAGAGCUUGGAACUCUAGAUGAGAAAGAUGUCCCUGAUUCCAAGGUUCGAAUCAUUCCACUGCAGUUGCAGCGACUGUUUGCACAACUCCUCCUGGUGGAUCAGCAGGCGGCAUCAACCUCCGACCUUACAAGUAGCUUUGGCUGGGAUAAUAAUGAGCAAACUGGCCAGCAUGAUGUCCAGGAGUUAAACCGCAUUUUGUUUAGUGCCUUGGAAAGCUCUCUGGAGGGCACUUCUGGCCAUGAUCUCAUCAAGAACUUAUAUCAUGGAACUAUUGUUAACCGUAUCCAGUGCCAGGAAUGUGGACAUGUCAGUGAGCGGCAGGAAGAUUUCCUUGAUCUUACAGUAGCUGUGAAAGACAUGGGCAGUUUAGAGGAGUCCUUAUGCAGCAUGUAUGUGGAAGAAGAAAUCUUUGAUGGAGACAACCUGUAUCGAUGUGGAUCCUGUAACAAACUAGUCCCAGCUGCCAAGUCCGCCAAACUGAGAAAAUUACCUCCUUUCCUCACAAUUUCUCUUCUGAGGUUCAACUUUGACUUCACAAAGUGUGAGCGGUAUAAAGAGACUUCACGAUACACUUUUCCUACGCGCCUCAACAUCCGCCCAUUUUGUGAGCAGAAUCAUUUGGAGGAUUCAGUGCAGACGUAUGAGCUUUUUUCAGUAAUCAUACACAAGGGCGGAUGUUAUGGAGGCCAUUAUCAUGUAUACAUCCGGGACGUAGAUGAGCUGGGACACUGGAGUUUUCAGGAAGAGAAAAAAAGCAGAGAAGCAGGCGACAUGGGGGAUGAACAAGACUGUCCUGCUGUUAUUCUUGCUACCAUUAUUGCAGAGGCUGGUGUUGAUAAAAUGGUUCCCAUGGAUCAACUGAGUCAAAAGCUGCUGGAGCACACAGGAUUUUCCUGGAAUAGGGCUUAUAGGAAGCAGCAUGGAGCCCUCCGGAAGUUCCUGCAGAACCAUACCUCCAUUUUUCAGCUGAGCUCAGAUGGUUCUAUGGUUGGUUUGGCUCAUUCAGUGAACGGCACUGAUCCGCAGUGUUGUAAGCCAAGUAAUACAGGAAAAAUGGCCCCUCCACAAAGAAGUUGUAGUCACUGGUUCGACUUCAAUGACUCUGCAGUGCAGUGCAUCCAUGAAAAGGGCAUUGAGAAACAGUUUCAGGGAAAGGAGAGUGCGUAUAUGCUAUUCUACCGCAAAAGCCAACUAAAGAGACCACAGGAAGCUAAAGGCAAUGCUUGGUAUGGAGUCCCUGAAUACCUCCUACACCAGAUGGAUCAACUUAAUGAGGAGCUUCAGCAGAAAAGAUUGGAGUCUGACAGGAAAGCCAAUUGCAUGAACCUGCGCCUCCACUUGUCGUCUUGCUACCGUUUGAAUAAUGGUGCUCUGCAUCCAGUGACUUCCCAAGGAGAUGCUACUCUUGAUAUCAGUGUGGACCAGCGGGGGACUGUUGGGGACUUGAGGCAAACCGUUUUCCAGCUUUUAGAUCCAUCAGUAGAAGGACAUGUUCUGAGCAUUGCAAAACUUCUACCUGCAGGAUUGCAUGUCUUCCAGGACCUUUGUGAUGCUGAGCAAAAUCUCGUGAGUGUUGGAGUGCACGAUGGAUGUGAUAUAUUUGUUUGGAAUGGAAAGCAGGUUGGCGGUCUGUGUGUGCAGAGCGGAGCCGACUGUGCUCCUCUUCUUCUAACAAUCAUGCGUCCAUGUCAAACCGAAAGCAGCAGUUGCUCGCAGAAGUACUCGGAAUGUCAGAGAGUUUUCCCGUCCAACUUUCAGUUGAGAGACCUGCAGCAGACAUUGGCCGGUAGCCCCUCAAAAGAGUCAUUGUUGUGCUCCCCUUCCACAGAAACCAGUGAGGGGUGGAGUGUUUUUGCCAUGGAAGAUAUGAACAAAACCCUCAAAAUGUUGGGCCUCCGAGAUGGAAGCUCCCUUCUUCUACUAGAUUCCCAUGAAGAGGGAGAAAUGGUUCUUGCUGCGGGAAAAGAGAUGGCUGUUGACCCGAGCUUAUACUACAUCCAAGUCCAGGACUGGUACAGUACAGGAUGUGAGAAGAGAAUCGUUCAGAUUACUGCAGACCCUGAUUCUACCAUGUUAAGUCUCCGCAGAAAAGCAGCUGAACUGUUGGGGCUAGAAGGGGAAUGCGGCGAAGCCUGCCUGAGACCUGUGCAUAAAAGCGGAAAGCUGCUCCCACCGGUUUCUGAGCACAGCACAGUGCAGGAGGCUGACAUUAAAGCUGGGAGAAUUUUGGGUCUGUGUAGAGGCAGAGCACCCAACCCUUCCGAGGUCUUUCUCUCAUUUGUUCUCGCAACUGAUCUUCAGGAAGGACAGGAGCAAGACAUUAUCCUGGAUGAAACCGUGACCGUGAAGGAGUGCUUGGAUCAAAUGCUGCAGAAAGCCGGCUUACCAAGUGAUGCUGGUUGGCACCUAAGAAGGAUGGACUGGUGCUAUGAAGCUGGAGAUGCUCUGACUGAAGAGGACUCUUCAUUGAAAGAUUUAAAAAUUCGGUCCGGGGACAUUUUUGUUAUAACAGAAGGAAGACUUCCGCCCAAGGGCUUCCUGAAGUUAGGAAUAUGGCUGUACUGUACGAAGACGCAGCAAAAUUCCAUGAAUCAUGUCGUGUCUCAUCCAGCCGCACUGCUGAUACACCCAUCUGGAGAGAAUUCUCUACAGGCAGAUGUGGAGUCUGAGUUCUGCUUUGUGUGCCACAUAGAAAUAUCCAAAGAUGCUUCACUACAAGACCUUAAAUUUCAGAUUAUGACGUUAACAGUUUUUGAUGCUCUUGGGAUUCCUUCUCCUGAGUACCUUCGUGUCUGGACCUUGGACAACAAGGGUUUAGGAAAAUUGCUCCGGCUAAAUCACGUGCAAAUCAGUGACUGCAAACUAGGUUCUAACACAACACUUUGUGUGGAGCCGCUGCAGGUGGAGGAGAUUCUCGGACCUCAAGAUAUACUUCUGCGGAUUCAACUUUCCGUCCCAGGGGAGUGUCGAUACUUCCCACCUGUGGACAUCGCUUGGAAUAUUUCUAAUGGAUGCACAGCAUCUGCUCUGCGUCAGAAGAUUGCCACCCAUUGCUCUUUGCCCGUGGACAAAGUUGAGAUUGCAAAGUACUUUCCAGAUAAACAUGAAUGGCUUCCGAUAUCCAGCUGGACUCAGCAAGUUUCUAAGAAAAAGAAGAAAAAGAAAGCCGAUAACCUGCAGGUGGCGCCAUAUAACCUAAAAGAUGGUGACAUUAUUGGGGUUAAGAACCUUUUCUUAGAUGACAGAGUGGACUUCAGCUCAGAAGCAGAUUUUAUUGCUAAGGAAAAGCAAAGACAGAUUGCAGAGGACAAGAAGAAGAGUUCAGCACUUUGCAGUGAAAAAGUUCGUCCAAGUGUGCGGAAGACGGAAGCAUCUCUAUCCAUCCGAGUGGGAGUAUUCAGAUAACAAAGACUUGCUCCAGAGCUUGGGGCAAACAGUCUGGGAUACGGUUUCCCUUUUUCUCAGGGAUAGACAUACACUGUCAGUGGAAGGCAGUGUGAUUUGUGGUAUCUAGGUCUCUCUUCCCCUGGAGGUCGUGAUCUCUAUUUGCUGUAGACCAGUGCUUGUCACAGAACUCUUCUGCAAACCGUCAGGGACAUUUUUUUCCUCUGUGGAUGUGCCUUCUCUUUUCUCAUCAUCUCCAAAUUACUUGUCACGGUUCUUGUCCGGUUGCUGCUCUUGGGUGAAAAGAGAAAAGCACAUUGCUGUAUUCAUCAGCUCUCAUUCACUGUGGCUUCUCGUGAUGGUUCCAUUCAUUCUAGGUUUGCUCGGUGAAGGUUUACAUUCCUGCUGGGGGGAAUAAGCUGCUCUUAAUCGUGGUAAACUGCACCCUGUUAUUGGAUUGGAAUUUUAAGGGCUUGUUAAGACACUUGCAGGCUUGGAGAUCUUGUUGCAUAGGGUAGGUAACAUGUAAAACGAGUCGUCUUUUACAGCGCAGCUGAUAUCUGUUGGUUUUAUAAGUCACCCAUAAGAAUUUCCUUAAUGUGCCUUUAUCUGGUUAGCUGUCCCUUCCACCCUGCUGCAGACAUUAGUGACCUGUCUUUGUCAGAUUGCUACCAUGUUGUACUAUUCUGUGUCCCACAGAAGGUUUAUGAAAAAGAGACAAUCUAAAAAACUGUUAUUUCUGUAUUAUGGGAUUGAUGCGGAUAAUAGCACUGAUGAUAUGCAGGUUGAGUGUUUCCUCGUGUAAGACUCGUUAGGGUUCUGAAAUGGUGGAUUUUGAGCUUAUUGGUUCCCAAAGUAGAAGCCUUUUUCAGACUCCUCUCACUACAUUAAAUGGAAUCUGUCAGCAGAUUUGUACCUAUGACACUGGCUGACCUGUUACAUGUGCACUUGGCAGCUGAAGGCAUCUGUGUUUGUCCCAUGUUCAUAUGUGUCCGCAUUGCUGAGAAAAAAUAUUUUUUAUUAUAUGCAAAUGAGCCUCUUGGAGCAACGGGGGCGUUACUAUUACACCUAAAGGCUCUGCUCUCUCUGCAACUGCCGAGCCCUCUGCACUUUGAUUGACAGGACUAGGCAGUGGAAACAUCAUCACAUCUGACCCUGUCAAUCACAGUGGAGAGGACUCAGCAGUUGCAGAGAUAGAGCCUCUAGGUGUAACGGUAACGCCCCCAUUGCUCCAAGAGGCUCAUUUGCAUUUAUUUAAACACCA